Cyclopterus lumpus (lumpfish) is the source of this 1498-nucleotide messenger RNA. RefSeq names its product metaxin 2 (gene mtx2). The transcript is spliced from 10 exons. The record is from RefSeq and is a predicted model, not a curated record. NCBI's taxonomy places the organism in Eukaryota, Metazoa, Chordata, Actinopteri, Perciformes, Cyclopteridae. Gene Ontology annotation, biological process: mitochondrion organization. Bases 126 to 905 code for a protein of 259 amino acids. Gene Ontology annotation, cellular component: SAM complex.
AAUCUCGGGCGGACCGGUCUGUGACUGCAGAACGAGCCCGUGCCCUUACACUUGCAUGCAGCGGAAUUGACCUCAUCUUUUAACCGUAAUUAAUACUUAAACAACAAGGACAUUACAGCGCCGCAAUGACUCUCGUGGCAGAGGCUUUCGUGUCGCAGAUGGCAGCUGCCGAGCCUUGGCCUGAGUCUGCCACCUUGUACCAGCCGCUGAAGGAGGAUCAGAUCCUGCUGUCGGACUGUGCCUCAUCUCUCGCCGUUCAGGCCUACCUCCGGAUGUGCGGUCUGCCAGUGCAGGUGGUUUGCAGAGCCAACGCCGAAUACAUGUCACCUUCCGGUAAGAUUCCCUUCAUCCACGUCGGGAACCAGGUGGUGUCCGAACUCGGGCCGAUUGUGCAGUUCACUAAAGCCAAGGGUAAUUCUCUGAGCGACGGCUUAGACGAUAUUCAGAGAGCUGAAAUGAAAGCGUACAUGGAGCUGGUCAACAACAUGCUGCUUACUGCUGAGUUGUACAUCCAGUGGUGUGACGACGCCACGGCUGCAGAGAUCUCCCGGCCCAGAUACAGCAGUCCUUACUCGUGGCCUCUCAGCAACAUCCUCGCCUAUCAGAAGCAGUGGGAGGUUCGCAGGAAGAUGAACGCCGUCGGCUGGGGAGGGAAAACCCUGGAGCAGGUUUAUGAGGAUGUGAAUCAGUGCUGCCAGGCGCUCUCCCAGCGGCUGGGAACACAACCGUACUUCUUUAACAAGCAGCCCACGGAACUGGACGCGCUGGUGUUCGGGCACCUCUUCACCAUCCUGACCACCAGGCUGACCAGCACGGAGCUGGCGGAGCGGAUCAAGAGCUACAGCAACCUGCUGUCCUUCUGCAGGCGCAUCGAACAGACCUACUUUGAAGACAAGAGCUCUUGAAGGGGAAUCGAGCCCCUCACCACCUGUAUUAUUAUUAUUAUUGUUGUUAUUAUUAUGAUCUGGUCCUGUACAUCCGGGCCCCUCCUCCUCUCAUUCCCUCGCUGUAGCACCGAGAAGCUAAAAAAACCUGCUUCUGUUCACACGCCCGAUUCCUGCUUCCCCUUGUCCUCUUUCUGCAUGCUGCUGACAGGAGACCAGGUGAGCCAGUUAAAUAUAUAUUAUAUAUUUAAAAAAGUACCUUAAAAGUCACAGGAAGGCUCCUCCUUUAGACACACACGUGUAUGCUAUCUUAAGAAAUCAAUAAUGCAACUCUUCAGCAGACGCUUCCCAACACGAGCUGAGACUUCAUGAAUAUGCUCUUAUUGUUUCCUCUGUUAUAUAAGAUGGUGUCAUAGUGCAGAUGUAUUAUUUUUAAUUCUUUUUUUUCACGGCUGUGUGACACGGCUGCGCUUUUCUUCCGUGCAAAAAAACAACAAAAAAAGACGUGAACAUAAUGAUAAAAAGGAUUUGACUUAAUCCUUCGUUUUUCCACCAUUUACUUUUUUUUCUUUGUGAAGUGAAAGUGCCUACAAAAUAAAAGACUUUAAAUUCAA